This is a messenger RNA of Emiliania huxleyi CCMP1516, 864 nucleotides long. RefSeq lists its product as hypothetical. The record is from RefSeq and is a predicted model, not a curated record. The annotation marks the transcript as partial. Gene Ontology annotation, biological process: lipid metabolic process. NCBI's taxonomy places the organism in Eukaryota, Haptophyta, Isochrysidales, Noelaerhabdaceae. The transcript has 2 exons.
AUGGGAGGUAUAAAGCGGCUGAUGCUGGACCCACCGCUGCGAUCCCGCCAGCUCCCGUCGACGGUCCAACUGUUCGUGCUCGGCGUCGCCCUUCUCGCGCUCGGCGCGACACUUCGCCACGGCUCCUUCGCCAAGCGCGACACCGACCGGCUUGCCUUCGUCGCCGAGCGCCAGCCCGCCGGCACGACAAGGGACAGCAGCGUUCGCCACCCAGUGGUGCUCGUAGGGCCACUGCUAGGACAGACGCUGCAAGUCAACGAUGCGCGAUGGCUCAACCCGUGCAGUCCGUGGACGCCAACGUGGACGACGGCGUGGGUGAACUUGGACAAGUUUGCCGCAGCGUGUGCGUUGCACAGCUCCCACGCGCAGCUGGGACUCACCUUCGACCCUACGACGAACCGCACCAAGUCUCCGGAGCAUGUCCAGGUGAGGGUUGCCGAGGGUUGGGAUGGCUUGACGUUUUUCGGAAUUGAUGUGUACGGCAACCUAACCCAACGGCUGGAAUCCGAAGGGUUUGUCAGAGACGUCGAUAUCCUCCCGAUGGGCUACGACUGGCGGUUGAGCGUAGCCGACUGGGAGCAAGAAGCCUUUCCUCGCUUCUUCAGGACAAUCUCAGACGCGGUGUCGAGGAAUGGUCAGCCGGUUGUGCUGACUGGUGUUUCGAUGGCGGCUCCGUUCACGCACGCGUUCCUGAAAUGGGCAAACGCAAAGCGCGGGGGCAAGAGUUGGGUGCAAAAGAACGUGCACGCCUUCGUGCCGGUCGCAGGCCCGUUCAAUGGCGCAGUUAAUGCCCUAUCCGCACUGAUGGGCGGCGUUGUCUUUGAUUUCGCGUCCCCGGGCCAGCCAGGCGCUGCACAAGUUCAC